Messenger RNA from Abrus precatorius (Indian licorice), 1606 nucleotides. RefSeq names its product 26S proteasome non-ATPase regulatory subunit 4 homolog. Gene Ontology annotation, cellular component: cytosol; nucleus; proteasome regulatory particle, base subcomplex. The coding region runs from base 124 to 1320 and encodes 398 amino acids. The record is from RefSeq and is a predicted model, not a curated record. The transcript is spliced from 10 exons. Gene Ontology annotation, biological process: proteasome-mediated ubiquitin-dependent protein catabolic process. Gene Ontology annotation, molecular function: polyubiquitin modification-dependent protein binding. NCBI's taxonomy places the organism in Eukaryota, Viridiplantae, Streptophyta, Magnoliopsida, Fabales, Fabaceae.
AAAAAAAUAUAAUUAUUCAUCUCGAAGAAUUAAGCUCCCAGUUACCGAACUCGCAAGUUUCUGAUACAUACAGAAGAAGGUUCUUUCUCUCUUUCGCUUCGUUUAGCUUCUGAAUCUCCAACAAUGGUGCUCGAGGCAACAAUGAUCUGUAUCGACAAUUCUGAGUGGAUGCGUAACGGGGAUUACGCUCCUUCUCGAUUUCAAGCUCAAGCGGACGCUGUCAAUCUCAUUUGCGGUGCUAAAACCCAGUCUAAUCCGGAAAAUACAGUGGGAGUUCUCACAAUGGCAGGAAAGGGCGUUCGUGUUUUGGUCACCCCUACCAGUGAUCUGGGCAAGAUCUUAGCUUGUAUGCAUGGACUAGAAAUAGGUGGUGAGAUGAACCUGGCUGCUGGCAUUCAAGUGGCACAAUUGGCUCUUAAGCAUCGGCAAAAUAAAAAGCAACAGCAAAGGAUUAUCGUUUUUGCUGGAAGUCCUGUCAAGCAUGAAAAGAAAAUGUUAGAGAUGAUUGGGAGAAAGUUGAAAAAGAAUAGUGUAGCACUUGAUAUUGUUAAUUUUGGUGAAGAAGAUGAGGGUAAGACAGAGAAGCUGGAGGCACUCCUUGCAGCUGUUAACAAUAAUGAUACCAGCCACAUUGUUCAUGUUCCACCUGGUCCAAAUGCUCUCUCUGAUGUACUUAUAAGUACACCUAUUUUUACUGGUGAUGGGGAAGGUGGGAGUGGUUUUGCUGCUGCUGCUGCAGCAGCAGCAGCUGGUGGUGUAUCUGGUUUUGAGUUUGGGGUGGAUCCAAACUUGGAUCCUGAAUUGGCUCUUGCUCUAAGAGUUUCAAUGGAAGAGGAGAGAGCCAGGCAGGAAGCAGCUGCAAAAAAGGCUUCAGAAGAUGCUGCCAAACAAGAGAAAGGAGGUGAGCAGCAAGCUAGCUCACAAGAUGCAACAAUGACUGAGCGUGCCAGUGCAACAACGUCUGAAGCUGAAAAUAAGACAAAUGAUCUGAUGGAUGAUGAGAAUGCCCUACUACAGCAGGCACUUGCUAUGUCAAUGGAUGAUCCUGCCAUUAGCCAUGAUGUAAAGGAUACAGAUAUGUCAGAAGCAUCUGCAGAUGAUCCUGAGUUGGCUCUAGAUGGCACAAAGGAUCAAGCAAGCCAGUCAGACAUGAGCAAAUUGUUGGCAGAUCAAUCCUUUGUAUCUUCUAUCCUUGCAUCACUUCCUGGGGUUGACCCAAAUGACCCUUCUGUUAAGGAUUUGCUGGCCUCCAUGCAAAAUCCGUCCGAGCCUCAACAAAAGAAUGACGACAAGCCAUCAAACGAAGAGGAGAAGAAGUAAUCUCUUACUUUACCCUGUCCGGUUUGGUUUUGUUGGUAAAAUUUUACGUGGCUGUCCUAAUCGGGAACUAUUUUCGCAUGUUCUAAUCUGUGUCUUUCCGCAGCUGAUUGGAACUCGAUGCAUAUCUCUCGAUUGUCUUGGAUGAUUUUUUUACUUAAAAAAAAUGCUCGCAAAUGCCGUAUUAUUGGUUGAUGGUGCUUAUUAUGUGACGAGGGCUUUUAAAAGACUUUGUUUUAUGAAGAAAGUUCCAAAUAUUUAAAUAGUUCAAUAUAGAUGGAUGCUUAAC